This is a messenger RNA of Populus euphratica (Euphrates poplar), 798 nucleotides long. Its product is annotated as seven transmembrane domain-containing tyrosine-protein kinase 1-like. The transcript is spliced from 7 exons. Gene Ontology annotation, molecular function: ATP binding; protein serine/threonine kinase activity. The record is from RefSeq and is a predicted model, not a curated record. NCBI's taxonomy places the organism in Eukaryota, Viridiplantae, Streptophyta, Magnoliopsida, Malpighiales, Salicaceae. The annotation marks the transcript as partial. Gene Ontology annotation, biological process: protein phosphorylation.
GAAUACCUUUCUGAAGGAACUGGGGCUGUGGCAAAAGUUGCGCCACCCUAAUAUAGUGCAGUUCCUUGGUGUUCUAAAGCACUCCGAUCGGUUGAUCUUCCUGACGGAGUACCUUCGCGAUGGAAGUUUGUAUGACAUCCUAAAACGGAAGGGAAGACUUGAUCAGGAAACAGCAGUUUCGUAUGCUUUAGAUAUUGCAAGGGGCAUGAAUUAUCUGCAUCAACACAAACCACGUGCUAUUAUACACCGGGAUUUGACACCAAGGAAUGUGUUACAAGAUGAGUCUGGACACCUAAAGGUUACAGACUUCGGCUUAAGCAAAAUUGCACAGGAAAAGGAUGACCAAGGUUACAUGAUGACUGGAGGAACAGGUUCAUAUCGUUACAUGGCACCUGAGGUAUAUCGUCGAGAAUCCUAUGGGAAAAGUGUUGAUGUCUUCUCCUUUGCCCUCAUAGUACAUGAGAUCUUCCAAGGGGGGCCAUCAAAUAGAACAGCACUCCCUGAGCAUGUUGCAGACAAGCGGGCAUUUGAAGAUGCUCGACCAUCUGUAUCCUCAUUUGUUUACCCUGAUCCAAUUAAGAUGCUUCUUCGAGAGUGUUGGCACAAGAAUCCUGAAAGUCGACCAACAUUUGAGGAGAUAAUAUCAAAGCUAGAGUCGAUCCAGGAGAGUUUCCAAAGUAAGAAAGACGCAGGUGGCUGUUGCUCCUGUUGCAUCUUAUAAAGAUUUACUGAACAGCAACACAUAUACAUCCCGACUCCAAUUUUCAUCAUACUGAAUGUGUGUUCUCCUUUUCACUC